Molecule: messenger RNA, 1900 nt
Organism: Talaromyces stipitatus ATCC 10500
Lineage: Eukaryota; Fungi; Ascomycota; Eurotiomycetes; Eurotiales; Trichocomaceae
Product: transcriptional activator protein acu-15, putative
Exons: 7
Coding region: 1-1857 (618 amino acids)
Biological process (GO): positive regulation of transcription by RNA polymerase II; DNA-templated transcription
Molecular function (GO): sequence-specific DNA binding; zinc ion binding; DNA-binding transcription factor activity, RNA polymerase II-specific
Source: RefSeq, a predicted model, not a curated record
AUGGAGCUUCGGGAUGUACUAACUGUCUCCGUGCUGGAUCCGGUCAUCUGCCUCGUGGAAGAUCCCGUAACAAGGACAUAUCGGCCGCGAAACUAUGUUGAAAGUUUAGAAAAACGCGUGGCUCAUCUCGAGAACCUUCUGAAGCAACGCCGUCCAGACAUUGCCAAUAGUGACCUACCUCCACAUGAUAGGAAUCAGCCAGCGUCAUGCACAUCUAAAAAUGAUAGUAUCAAUGAGGAUAACGAUGGCCUUGAGAAUUUGGCAUCAAAAGUCGGCUUACUAAGUCUAAGUGCAGCCGGAGCAGAGCCUCAAUAUUUAGGCACAUCUUCAAUCUUUGCUUUUUCGAGGUUGAUUAAUUCAACCCUUCGACAGGUGGUUUCCCCCGAUCUACCCGCAGUCAACUCGCUCGACGCAUCUGGGAAUCGGUCUUGUCUUCUUCCCUCACCAUGUUUGUUACCUGAUUAUGACUCAGCGGUGCAACUUAGUGAUGUAUAUUUCCAAAAUGUCAAUACACAUUACCCCUUUUUGCAUGAGGCAACAUUUAGGGCUUGGGAGUCAAUGCUUAUUAUGGACGAGUCCGUGGGAAUAGGGAAUUGUCAUCCAAACUCCGUCUCCCUGUUCUUCUUGAAUAUGGUAUAUGCUGUCGGUGCUCUGCUUUUACCCAAUCUCGGAUACUCGGCCGAGAGUCUAUAUAUGUCGGCACUUAUGUACAUCGAUGAUAUACUAGCCUACGACAAUCUAGAAGCUGUGCAGGCCAUCCUGUGCUGUGCAAUAUACUCUGUCAGGUCUCCCACUGGCACUUCCCACUGGAAACUGGCUGGUUUGGCACUUCGCCAGUGCAUUGAUCUGGGCUACCAUCGUAAUACGAAGCACUUUCCACCGUUUGGAGAUGUAUUGGGGGUAGAAUUACGCAAAAGGGUGUUUUGGUGCGCCUACGUUUUAGAGACUCAAGCCGCCGUCAUGUUGGGUCGACCUCUAGGGAUCCCUUAUCAAGAGGUUGAUGCUGAAUACCCAAUCGACAUUGAUGAUUUAUGUAUCAGAGACAAUGAGCUUAUUGGAACACCACGAACAUCACCAGCCGAUGCACCAAACAACAUGACGAGAGCAAUCCAUACGUUUAGGAUUCGGCGCCUGUUAAAUCGAAUUUAUACCCACCUUUACUCCAAACCCGACCCGCGUUGUGUAGGGAAACACGACCGGCAGAGAGACAUUCGAGGUAUCCGUGCUGAGAUAGAAAACUGGCGUACUGAAACUCCGCCCACACCUUCCCACACAAAUGAGGAGCUUGUCUUGUUUACAACAGAAGACUGGUAUGAUUUGGAGUAUUACUACACAAUCUUACAGCUCUAUCGUGGGCAGAUCAUCGAUUACCGGACGGACACUCCGGACAGCGUUUUCCUGGAAUGUCUCGGGGCUGCAGAGAGCAUUUGUCAAAGGUACCGUCGCCAAUUUUUAGGAAAACGGACUAGCUGUACCUGGACAGCUCUACACGAGCUUUUCCUCGCGGGACUGACGUAUCUUCACUGCCUUUGGGCAUCAUCCGCAGCCCGAAAUGCCUGUGGCUACAGGCGAGCAAACACAACAUGUAAUGACUGCAUCAUCACCCUGGUGAUCAUUGCAGAGCGGUGGGAUGCUGCUGCACCUUAUCGGGAAAUAUUUAUGGUGCUCGCUAAUCGAACAAUAUCGAUGAUGAGUGGAAGGGUUAUUGAGAGCGCAUCCACAAACAUGACUUCCUCUUAUCCUGGGGGUGGCGAUGAGGAGGACCUGACGGUGUGGUUGGGAAUGGUGGCUGACGCAGGAGUGCUUCACGGCUAUAACGGACUUUUUGACCGGUCUAAACAGAUAGUGGUACCAUAAGACUCCAAUCUUUUUUUCACGAUUCAUUCCGACUGUAGUUGGC